CGCAGCAGUGAUUGGGUGAAUGUUGUUAAACUAGUGGCGAACUAAAAAAAAAAAGUUAAAAUUCAAAAUGAAUUUUCUAAUUUCAAAAUUCAUGUGGCAGAAUGGGACCCGAAUAAAUCAAUAUCUAUUCGCAAUUAUAAUAACGAUUCCACUGCUCAACUUCGGCAUGGUGCAGGGUUGGCUGUCUCCCAUGAUCUCACUUCUUCAAACACCUCAAGGCCCUGCGCCAGAUCCUUACACAAGUAGCGACAUAUCCUGGGUUACAUCUGUAACGUACAUCUCGGCAAUCAUCUUCGGAGCUCCCAUGGGUUACCUCACUGAUAGAUACGGGAGAAAAGUAAUGACUCUGAUAACAACAUUUUCAUUGAUUUUAUAUUGGCAAAUAAAACUGCUCUGCCUGGAACCGUGGGCACUAAUUCUCGCCCGGGCCAUUGCUGGUAUACCUUGUUCGGCCUGCUACAUCGUGUUACCGAUCUAUUUAAAAGAAAUCAGUGAUAUUGAUCUAAGGGGAGCUCUUGGAUCUUUGCUCAUAUUAAAUAGAAACAUCGGCUAUCUAGCUAGCUAUGUAUUCGCGGAUCUGCUUCAAGUGACCACGAUGCUGUGGAUGGGGCUAUUAGUUCCAACCGUAGUAUUUUUUAUCUUCUUAAUAAUGCCAGAGACGCCGGAGUUCCUCGUGAAACAGGGAAAAGUUGAUGAAGCUAAAACUGUCUUAGCUUGGUUGCGUGGUGUGAGCGUGCUAGACCGUUCUCUUGAACAGGAAAUAGACAAUAUCGUGAAAGUUGAAAAACAGGCCAAAGCUGAUCCUAAGUCUGUCUGGAUGAUUAUAUUAAAAGACAAAGCUACCUUCAAAGCUUUCAUCAUCACCCUGGUGAUUAAAAUCACUCAACAGUUUGACGGAUACCUCAUCGUUCUUAUAUACGCUGGUUUCGUCUUCGAACGUGCCUCAGAAUCCAUCAGCUUGAAACUGAGCCCGAACAAGCAGGUGAUGAUGAUCGGUCUGGUGCAGCUCUUGGGCUCUACGGUUGCAACUUGUAUUGUAGAGAAAACUGGGAGGAAGUUGCUUUUGGUGUCCACGUCGUUCGCAGUGGGCGUGGGGAUGCUGGCACUGUCUGCGUGGUUUUACUUGACGGGUAUCGGCAUCUGGCUACCGGGCUGGCUUCCAGUCUUCGCCAUGUGUCUCUGUAUCUUCGCUGACGCUGCCGGAUUCCAACCGAUAUCGUAUAUAAUUAUCACGGAUUUAUUCACUUUCCAGUUACGCGGCACAGUGUCAUCGUUUGCGAAUAUCUGCGCGAAACUAAGCAACUUCAUCCAGAUGAAAUGGUUCACUAAAGUCUGCGAGCUGAUAAGCAUUCAUUGGACCUUCUUAUUCUUUGCAGUCGUAUGCUUUUUCGCCUGUUUCUACACAUUAAUAUCCUUCCCGGAAACCAGACAAAAAUCCGUUGAAGAAAUCUACGAGAAAUUGAAUAGGAAUAAAAAAGAAGAAGAUAGAAUAAAGGCCGUGCCGUAACGCAAGCGAUGCUAUUGAAUGUUGUAUUUUUUUUCAAUUUGAAUGGUAUUACGCAUUUUUUUUUAAUAGGAGGUUUUUAAGAAGGUGUAUAGAAUUGUAUUCGCUGAUAUAUUUGAUAUCUUAACGUAUGCCUUAUAUUAUUCCGUCCUAACGAUUUGUGCUUAAUACAAAUCAAGACUGUCUUAGAAUAAUUCCUAUUUGGGAUGAAUAUCGUUAAUUUUAGUGUUAAGAGAAGAUAUCUCUUAGGUUUAAUCAAAAAAUGUUUUAUGAAAUUAAUCUCGUCUUAAUGUACUUAAAACUAUUAGGUAUAAAAAUAUAAUUAUCUGUGUAGAUUAAUUAUAAAAUCAAGAGCUUUAAAGUUGAUUAAAUAUUUUUAUUAAAGAAAAUUAAUGUUUUCUUACUGUUUAAAAUUAUCAAGUUACAAAUGAAUUUAUUAAACUAUUUAAAGUCUCACUAAUAAAUGAACCACAGGCGUUCAUAAUAUUAUUAUAGUUAUUUAUCGAGAUAAGCUCGACAGAUUUCGGAGGACAAUGUUUCUAACCGCCAUCGCGUCGACAUGGAACUGUCACGUGAUUGCAACGGAACGCAAAUGAAAUAAGAACUGUAUUUAUAGUCGGUAAGGAGUAAUUCGAAACUCACCGCAGAACACGAAUGUUUAAUGUCAAAUUUCCCGCGUGAAAUGAAAAAAUGAAGUAAACUCUUACAGAAUCACGCUAUUAUCUAUAAUAUAAUGAAUCAAACUUUACACAGUAAAGCUAAUACAAUAAUGAUGAUUUAAAUAAAUAUAUUAUUAACACUUCACAAAUAUAAAACUAAAACGCGUGCACUAUACGCACUAAAUUUUAGUUUUAUUAAAUGCAAUUUUUAUAGCAUGAUAUAUCUACGCAUGUGCAGUUAAAUAAAACUGAUACCUUAUUUGAAAAAGAUAUGGAGGGUGUUAAUAAAUGACUCGUAAUAAUGAUAUAUAUUAUUUGAUCACCACGCAAUGGCGAACCAUUGAUGACGACGAUGAAAUAAAUUGAUGUAUUAAUUUUUAUUUAUUAUUAAAUUUAUUUAUUUAGGGAGCUGUCUCUUACAUUCGUCUCUAUCUCUUCUCCUAUUGUCAAUAAAAUUAAUCUAUAUUUGGAUCUUGGAAUCCCACAGUCCAUUUAUUGCUUCUUCAUACAUUAAUAUCUAAUACUCUUCUCGUAGGACGACAUCCAACGCUUCACAUUAAAUGUCUAUAUCAUCGACUUCUGUUAACUUUCAAAUUACAUUUAUUUAUUUAUUGUUUUUUUUAAAGCUCCCAUUAGUGUCAAAAACAUCAUAUUGGCUGUAUGCAUACGACCUUCGUCCUCUCUCAGUGGUCCAACAUUUCAAAUGACACAUGACAAGUCUGAUGACGGACGGUUUUAUAAUUUCCCGUUAGUGUAAGAGAAGCUUAUUGGUCUCAAGUCUAUGACCUAUCGCCAUUUCAUCCACACUAAGCUUAUUCGAUUAUCUUAUGUCUCGCUCUAUAUUGUGUAAAACUAAUAUUAUUUAGUUAAUAGACGUCGUAGAUCAAUAAGCGUAGAGUAAUGAAAAUUUAAACAUAUGUUAAAAUUUUAUUUGUAAUUUCAAUGAUCAUUGUUGAUAAGAAAACAAUUAUUGUUUUCAAAUAUAGUCCAGAUAAUUUAAGUUAUA
This is a messenger RNA of Vanessa atalanta (red admiral), 3169 nucleotides long. Its product is annotated as facilitated trehalose transporter Tret1-like. Gene Ontology annotation, biological process: transmembrane transport. The coding region runs from base 68 to 1507 and encodes 479 amino acids. Lineage: Eukaryota; Metazoa; Arthropoda; Insecta; Lepidoptera; Nymphalidae. The record is from RefSeq and is a predicted model, not a curated record. The transcript is spliced from 8 exons. Gene Ontology annotation, molecular function: transmembrane transporter activity. Gene Ontology annotation, cellular component: membrane.